UCGAAACCGAAAGUGAAGCAAAUCUGGGUGAUAAAGAGGGUGAAAUCUGCUUUUUUUAAAAGUGGGAAGAGGUGUUUUGGUGACACGUUACAAACCUUCCUAUGUGGAAAUCAGGGAGGGGUGGCUGGCUGUUGUGUACAAGCUCAACCUGUCUUCCGUGGUGUUUUCUUUGGAAUCCUCCACUUGCUUUGCUUUCCUUCUUCUUCCUUUUCCUCUCUUGCUAGAACAGUCUGAGUGGGCACGUGUGCUGAAUAUCAACGUGAUCAAAGCUGAGUUGCAUUAUACAUUGUGGACUUGGGAUUAAGGGUAAAGCCGUGAGUGUUUUUCGUGAGUAGUAGUGACGCAGACACGCCAGACAAGGCCUCGGUUACGACCACUGCAGUGGAGGGGAAGGGGAAGGUGAAUGGGGCAACAGCGACCUCCGUGGGCAAUGAGACCGGAUGCUUCCACUGCGCAAUAGUGGCUCAGACAAAAGGAGGGGAAGGGCUUUAUGGUGAUAUUUAGAUCCGCCAGACAGGCUGUUAUCUGCAGAGGCAAAAGAAGUGAAUAGCCCCUGCGGUAAACUGAGUGAAAAAAACACCCUGAUUUAGGUUUACAGCCUUAGAGCCAUUGGCAUAGUGGCGUCUUUUCCUGCUCUGAAGGUGUUUGUCUAUUCGAACUUUUAGUGCACAAAUAGGCGCACAGCCGCUCCUUUCCCCCCUUCGGCUUGUUUGAUGUCUAGCCAAAUAUUGUGCAAGUACCAACGAAGUGAUAGCCCGCAUCUAGAAAGCAAAUUAUGGACACCUUGUGCUUUCUUCUGUCUUCCUCUUUUAGAUGCAUCAGCAGAGAACAGAUAAUUUCUACGUGUUGAAUUGCCUGUGGCCUUGUGGGGGAGUUGGCCAAGCUCUCAGUUUAUUUGCGGGUAAUAAAAAAAAAACGGGCAUGCAGUACGUGAAAACUCAAGGUUGCUUCUUUGAAACCUGCAGUAGUUAAAUUCUCAGGUUUAGGAUUUAAUGGACACGACAAGCUUAGGCUUACAGCACCAUGUUUUUAAAAACACAAAUAAAUUCUGUGUUAAGUUCUAAAUGGGAAAAAACUGAAAAUACAGUAUAUUAAAUGUAUCCUGGUGCAGGCCAUUCCCCGCGCUAUUUCCUUUUAAAAGGGGGAAACCACAAACACCACAUUACAUUUAUUUUUAGCUGCAUAUAAGAGUAACGUUACACCGACGCCCUGGCACCUAGCUGGUAUUACAGAUAAUUUGUUAAUGGCAGAGAUGAUACAGGCGUAUACUAAGUGAUAACGGCGGUGUAAAUAAUAAACGGGUUAGAAUCAGGCUCUGGUAUUUUUUAAAAUAAUAAUUACAUAUAUUAUUUAUUAGUUAACCACUUCUAUAAUUUCAAAAGUUUUAGCGAGCGUGUUUGAAUUCAGCGGAUUAUUUCAAAUCAGCAAAAGAAUUAUGCAUUUAAUUUAUUUCUAUUUUCUAUUUCCUUCUUUAAAAAAACACACACACACACACACACACACACACACACACACACACACACACACACACACACUAGGCCUGCUUCACGGCACGUUAUGUUUAUAUUUGUCAAGAAACAAAUAUAUAUAUUAUUAAAUUCAUAUAUAAUUAAAUUCAGUUAUAACGUAACUGAUAAAUCUACUAAAAAUACUCAAAUAAGAAAACCUAUUAUUAUUCUUUUUAAAAUCUGAUUUACCAAAAAUAGAAAAAAUAAAACAAAACAUCCUUUCAAUUCUCCUGAAACAACGACACGUUUAUUGAUGUAGUUAACAUAGAUAAUUGACAUAGUUAAUUUAACGCUAUAGUGUUUGUAAUUUUUUUUUUUGACGAAAAUACUCAAACUCCUGCAGGAGCGUUAAUUUCGUGGAAACUUCGUGUAUUGUAAUGAGGUUAAUUAGGCGUCAGAGACUUAGUUCCAGCGUGUACGGUGACCUGAAGUAGUCAGGAAGCUUGGUUGUGGUAGAAAAAUAACCCUAUACGAGAAUUUUCCAUGUAGUCUGCGCUUAAGGUUUAGCUCACAUAGGAAUACAAUUUUGUCGAGCUAAACGUUUAACUGAAAACUACUCAGCCUUAGGUAUGUUUCAUUAUUGGCUAGCUUUUUGUGCGUAUGAUAUAUAUUUAAUGCUUUAAGCUGUAGCAAAGAAAAACCUGCAGAGGAAAGCGUCUGGCCUGUGGGGAGAAAAAAACUGUUAUAAACUGUUAUAAAAAAAACGAUUCAUAAUUCACUAGUUAGUCUUAUUCAGAUCAUUGAGCUGCAAAGUUUCUGUGAUGUGGUGCUGUUUAAAAUGCGUUUUGGUGAGCAGCGAUCGUAGGGUGCUUACGUGUCCUAUAAAACGUCUCGUAAAAGAAGGCUUCCAAAUACAUUUUGUAUCGUUUUGGAUAACCGAGAGGGGAUUGGAACUGCAGCAAGUGCCAAUAAGAAGGAGCCUGGGGUCAUUUAUUUUAUUCAUUCAUAUUUUUCAUCUCGCAUAGCAGUUCCUGCUCAAAUCUUGAUAAUUCUUAAAAAAUUGAAGUUGUUAUAGGAGAGAGGGUGAGUAUUUAAUGACCGUAGGGAUUGAUUUAUCCUUUAUUGUUCAGCCUUAUGAUCACGUGUGUCUGCUACCCAAUGGCAUGGCAGCCUGUCUCCCCAUUACUUUCCCACUGUAGUUCUCUGUGGAGCGAAGUUGCUACUUGAUUUCUCCACAUUGUUAUUUUGUGAGGUUGGGUUUACUGCGUGUGUAUGUGUGUGUGUGGUGUGUGUGCGCGUCUCGCUUUUGCAUGCAUCCGCUGUAUGACUGUGUACAUGUGAAAGUGUAAUUUUUCUGCCAUGUCGACAUCUGGAACGCUGACUAGUUACUACGUCGAUUCCCUCAUUCUCCCCGAGAGCGAGGAGCUCUCUGUGCCGAGGUACACCUCCGGUCCUGGGCUCCAGCACGCCAGGCAGCAUGCCUCCAUCAGCGACCCCAGCGAGGUCGGGACUUGCACCUUCCCAUCCAAGCCCCAGGUAUUCGGGCCGUCGUGGAGCCACGUCCCGGCUCAGUUUCCAGCCACCGUCUCCUCUGUGUAUCAUCCCCACUACGGGCAUCCCCAAGGCCCAGUAGGUGGAGAUACAGAUGGCCGGUAUCAAUCCUGGCUUCUGGAGCCCAUGUCCGGUUCCCUGCCGUUGACCGGAUUACCGACGACCCAUCACUACGGGAUCAAACCGGAGGGACUGGGGACGCGAGCUGAAGGAGGGCUGCCCGGAUCCCACACGGCUCUGCUGCUCUCUGAUUACGCCAAUGGCACCGUGGCGUCAGCAUCACCGGUGGAAAAGGACGAACUCUCCGUCCAGGCAGGGGAUUUGAGCGGAGAGGGGGAAGAGAAACCGGGCCUAGAUCCAAAUAACCCAGUGUCCAACUGGCUCCACGCGAGUGCCACAAGAAAAAAGCGCUGUCCGUACACCAAGCACCAGAUCCUGGAGCUGGAGAAAGAGUUCCUCUUUAACACCUACCUGACCAGGGACCGUAGGUACGAGGUGGCGAGGCUGCUAAACCUCACCGAAAGACAGGUUAAAAUUUGGUUUCAGAACCGCAGGAUGAAGAUGAAGAAGUUCAAUAAAGACGGCGCACCGAAAGACGAGUGACUGAACCUUAGACAAAAGCAGCAUUAGACUGAUAGCGAGCUUGGUGUGUAAGAGCUCUUAACUUUGCUGGACCCUGUUUUUAAACAACAUUGUCGUAUUGUUCUUAAUAACAGCUAUAGGGUUAUUUGUCUUGUAAAAAACAAAAACAAACAAACAAAAAAACAGCAUGUUGGGCUUUAGUUUUUUGCAACUACCUUUAUAUUGCACAGUUUUAACAGUGCACCCUCGUUUUUUUUUAACUUGUUCUUUUCUCGUGCUGAUUUGAAUUAAUACCUCGUUAAAGUGUAUUAGUUGGCCUUGCCCCUGUGCUUGUUUGUGUAUGACUGUUUCUAGCUCUCUGUGUUCCGGAUUGUAGCUAUAUUUGUUGUCUGUCUCAGAGCCAACUGAGCGUAUAGUUUGUAAAAAAAAAAAGUAUUUUAUUGUUGUUUCUCUCUCACUAUUAGGAUAAGCAUUUGACUGAAUUUGAGUCUAACGUUAGAAACUGUAGGGAAAAAACAGAGUAAAAUAGGCGCAUAAAUACAAGGAACCUCCUGAGAACUCUUAUGAAAUUUCAAUAUAUAUAUAUGAUAGGCUAGAAGUUGUAUUACAUAACAUGAUUGACUACCUAUGUCUUUCAACUACCUACAUGGACCUUUGUUUUGCAGUGGUGGGUUGUAGUAGAUUUGUUCGCAUUACUGGACUACGUGUGACUGAAUUUCAGGGAGUCAUUUUCAAAGAGCGCAAUAUUUGUUAGUGAGUGCAAAUGGAAGAAAACACUGUAGGCUAGCUACUCAUUUUUAAUACCUCACGGUCAUGCUGACCGUCUGACUUUUGGUUCACAAAUGUAAUUUGUACUUUAUUUAUUGAAUAAAACAAAUUAUAUCUGCGA
Messenger RNA from Oreochromis aureus, 4470 nucleotides. RefSeq names its product homeobox A9a (gene hoxa9a). Gene Ontology annotation, biological process: embryonic skeletal system morphogenesis; proximal/distal pattern formation; anterior/posterior pattern specification. The record is from RefSeq and is a predicted model, not a curated record. Gene Ontology annotation, molecular function: DNA-binding transcription factor activity, RNA polymerase II-specific; RNA polymerase II cis-regulatory region sequence-specific DNA binding. The transcript has 2 exons. NCBI's taxonomy places the organism in Eukaryota, Metazoa, Chordata, Actinopteri, Cichliformes, Cichlidae. Gene Ontology annotation, cellular component: nucleus. Bases 2808 to 3602 code for a protein of 264 amino acids.